Molecule: messenger RNA, 3365 nt
Organism: Microbotryum saponariae
Lineage: Eukaryota; Fungi; Basidiomycota; Microbotryomycetes; Microbotryales; Microbotryaceae
Source: the annotation of a GenBank genome assembly
AUGGACGAAGCGUAUCUGGUCACCUCGUACCCUCUGCCCUCUGCGGUGGGCUUUGCGGAGCAUGCCUCAGCCUCGCCACGUCCCUCGUCGCUGCCAUUGAUCAGCUCGGUCGGCUACACCUCAACGAGCGCAGCCAGGCAGCCGAGUCGCGUGCUCGUGGCAGCGCCUGCACAUGGCUUGACCCUCUACAACGUCAGUCCACUUCACCCGUCUGCUCCAAUCGGGUUUGGCUCAGGCUCGAACUCGAAUGCAGCGGUGGCAGUAGUAGCAGUAGCAGUAGCAGUAGCAGCAGCAGCAGCAGCUACUUCGUCCUGACCGUCGCCGCUGCUUAUGCUCGUGCGACGUUCCUCGCCGUCGCCGCGACUGACGAGACAUCUCCCCCAUGUACUCCCUUUUCAGCUCGCCGACCAGACAGCACUGUCGUCCAUCACGCUCGGAUCGAGCUUUGUCCCACGUACGCCACCGGCCUCGCGCUCGACCGCGGCCUCGAGCUCCCAGUCGGCACACGCCCGCUCGACCCGACAAACAUGGAUCGCCGUCGCAGCUUCCCACGACGACCAACGGGGCGAGAUAUGGCACUGGACAGAACAGGAACGCAAGGACGGUAGCGCAGAAGCCUUGCCGUCCCGGUUGGUCUACCCCGUAAGUCCCCGCGCUACUCAGCAUCCACUCGCGGUGAGGUGCAUGGCUCUGACAUCACAAUCAACACCCUUCGUCUGCAACAGACCUCGGCACCGAUCGUCGGUCUCGUUGCACCUCGCACAUUGCCGAAUCAUCUGCUACUGCUCGCCGAGACGGGCACUCUGGCGCUCGCCUCGAGCGAAAAUCUUGCGAUCGGCGCUUCGGUCGUCCUCUCCACACCCUCGUCCUCGUCGACGGCUCCAAAGCCCAUAUCCCAGUCUCUGCGUGCGGUCCCUCUCCAGGCUAAUUCGAACUUGCUUCCACGGUCCGUUCUCGAACUCUUGCCUCACCGGUCAGGCGCGCAUGUCGUCUUCGUGUCGAGGGCAUACGCGGGCGACUCGCACGCCGCAGCUUUGCCGCCGGCGACUCCGGCCGCAAAACCCAAGAGAACGAAGCGUCCCACAGCACCCGUCAUCGCUGGAAACGUCGAUACACCAGCUCGAACCGAGAUCGAUGUCGUUCUCGUCGAUCCCGAGGUGAGAGACGAUGAGGACGAGAUGGCUGCGCAACCGCAAAUGGUUGUUCUCGGUUCGGUGGAGGUGCUGGGUGACCAGGUCGUGGUCAACGACGAGGGUAUCGUCACAGCUCUGGUUGGCAGCGACUUGGUGUCAUAUCAACUUGCUUUCCCUCAAGACUAUCCCACGACGACCUAUGCUGAUCUUUUCAACUCGAACGAGCACCCCAUCGAGGCCAAGCUAUCCCUCUCUGUCGUCAAGUCACUUCACCUGCCGAGCGAAAAAUUCACACCUUCCAAUACGACAAUACUCGCCUUGCAUUCUUCUUUUGUUCUGCAGUGCUCCAUGCUGAUGCCAAGUCGAAGCACCGAGGAGAACGCAUUGGGCGUUCUCGCCCUCGUUUGGGACGUACGCCUCGGCGUCGUCAUCUCCAGCACUACAAUCGUCCUCCCAUCGUCGAUAUCCUACCCGAGCGGACACUGCCUGGCACUCGCUCUGCCUAAUUUGACUACCGCAACCUUGGCUCUGGCCCCUCUCGUCGAUGCCGAAUCAUCUUCCUCGCCCAGCCGCAUCGCCAUCUUCAGCCUGCCCUUGUCGACCGUUCCCUCGGCCUCGGUGCUCGCUGCUGUAGUAGGGAAACAGCACCUUACGCGCCAGUAUCUUGCCACGGACUCUUCUUUAAACGGAGCCGUCAAGACGAUCGUACCACUGCGACACUCAAAGACAAGUCCGAACAAGGCCGCGCUUCUCGAUGCCAGUAUUGAUGCUCGUAGCAAGGUCUUGCGCACACUCGAGCCCCUUCUUCGAUCAGGCGACGUCAACGUCGAUGCUGCCGACGCGGCUUUUGAUGCCUUCAUCCAGGACGAGACGAAACGCUUGCGGGCGUACCAUCUUGUCAAGCUUGAGACAAGUUUGGAAAAGGAGCGCGAGCGACGACUCGCGGCGUUGCAAGCUAAGGAGGCGCUGAAAACGACCGGGAGCAAGUACAAGACCGCAAAGCGCAAGAUCGAGGAAGCGAUCCAGGAGAGCGGCCUCGCUGCGGAGGCGUGGCCUGAGGUGACGGCGAAGCGCAUCAAGGGUGUCAGUGACGUGUACCGCUACAAGUACUACGAGGAUCGCAAGCAGCUCGAGACGAAUAAGGGCAGCGUUGCAGUCGACCAGAGUAGGGAGAAGGCCUUAGCCGCGAUCGAAAAGCUCGAGCCGGUGCUUCCCUCCUCGUUCGUCACGGCGGUCCUGAGGCUUUGCUUCCCCGAAGCCGUCGAGACCACGGCGAUGGCAUCCGGGAGUUUGGAGCGUGGAGCGACGAUUUCUACAUCGCCGCGCCCACAUCCUCGUGGCAUCCUAUCUUACUUGCUCAAACGAGGCAUUGUCGGAGAUGGCCAGAUCCACGGUAGCCUGGUUCGUGAACUUGCUUUGGCGGAGGACUGGGUAAGCUGAGUCUUCGCACGGUCUACUUCGUCUGCCACCCUCCUGACCUCCUCGGAAUCUGAAUUGCAGACUAACAUCCUCUUGGCUCUCCGCACGAUGCCUGACAUCCCUGAAUCAAUUAUGACCUCGACACUGCGUCGUGUCACUGCGGCCAACGCCUCCUCGGAUCCUGUGCCUGCGGACAUGCCCCGCCUGUCGACAUUGCUACGUGCGCUCGUCGCAUGCUCCUUCGAACCUGCGCGGUUGAGAGAAGCGUUCCGGAACCAGCUCAACGCCGUAGAGGCUCUGGCCGUACUGGAGGUGUGCGAUCGGUGGUUGAGGUGGUGGAGUCGGCACGAAAAUGGUGGCGUCGUCGAAGCGGAACCGACGGAUGACCCAAAGCCGAAAGCACCCAAACGCCUCCCUCUGGACCCCUUUGCUGUCCGCGCCUCCUCCUCCUCGGACGAGCAAGCCGCGUCUCGCGGUGCCCCUCCCCACAUCGAAUUGGUUCUUCGUUUCGUACAAGGGAUCCUCGAUGCGCAAUUCAUCGCCUUGCUAUUGCAUCGACCUUCGCACGCUUUGCUGCGGCGGCUCGCGACGCACGUCGACGAGCACUUGAAGCGAACGAUCCAGCUCGAAGCUCUGGUGGGGCCAUUGGCCAUCUACGCCAGGGCCAAGACCGAGCAGAAGAAGGGGGGUGCUCAAAAGGGCGAACUUGGGCUCGACAAGGGUCUAGGGGAGAGCAUGAGGCGCAGGGUGGAGGCGCAGGAGAAACACGCGCGGGUGGGUAUGUACGAGGUCGAGCAGUUCAAUCUGGGUUGA